Molecule: messenger RNA, 4400 nt
Organism: Alosa sapidissima (American shad)
Lineage: Eukaryota; Metazoa; Chordata; Actinopteri; Clupeiformes; Clupeidae
Gene: rin1b
Product: Ras and Rab interactor 1b
Exons: 11
Coding region: 283-2622 (779 amino acids)
Biological process (GO): vesicle-mediated transport
Cellular component (GO): cytosol; endocytic vesicle
Molecular function (GO): guanyl-nucleotide exchange factor activity; small GTPase binding
Source: RefSeq, a predicted model, not a curated record
AUAAAAUAGCCAAGUGCUAGAAGGCGCAGCAGACGUAAGAACGACGGAGGGAGAUCUGGUCUUAAUCAUUGGCGAGUUUAAGGGAAGCUACGCCUGAUGUACAGAGGGGAAAUAUAGCUGAUACAUUCUGGAGAAGCGACGCCCUGGAGUGCGUUCACCAUGAUGCGCCAGAAACGCCUGGUUUUUACCCCGACCGUCACCUCAGCCGAGUCUAAAAUCCCUACGGAACCUCGUUCUGAUCUCCCACUCGCAUUUGUUUACAUCUAGAAGCCAAAGGAGAAAAUGGAGAUCAACUCAGUGUGUGGUCAGAGAAGCUUGAGUGUACUGGACCGCCUCUUACUCACUCACUCCAUCUGGCUCCAGCUGUCCGUCACCGCCGACUCCGCCCUCAACAUUCUCAAGAGGGAACCAGUAGGGACAUUUCUGGUGUGUAAGUGUGGUUCCUCCCAGAAGAAGUUGUUGUGUGUGAGAGUGGGUGCUGACAACUCUAUUUUGGCAGUGAAACAGCACCGCAUCCGAGAAGAGGAGUCCACGUUUGCUUUGGAGGGUUCAGCUUUGAGUUUCCCAGACCUGUGCAGACUUGUGGCUUUCUACUGCGUAAGCAGAGAUGUGCUGCCCUUUCCUCUGGAGCUCCCAGAGACCAUUGCUCAGGCCUCCUCACACACACAGCUGGAGGCCAUCUCUCACCUGGGCUCAGAGUUCUGGAGCUCCCAGCACACUGCCUCCACCUCCGCCCCUCUUAACGGCCCCCCGUCGGAUGGGACCCCCUAUCGGCCGACGCCCUGCUUCAUCAACCCCCUCUUCCUGCAGCCGCCCGAGCCCGUCGAGGAGCGCGCCGCCUCCAGCAAGCGCCACCGCUUCCGUCGCAGCCUGCGCGUGCGCGUCUCCACGGAGACUUCGCUCAGCCUCUCCUCAGGGGCGGAGCCAGGAGGAGGCGGUGAGGGGGGCGGCGGGGGUGGGGGUGGAGUGCGGGAUCAGCAGACCAAUCACACGCUGUAUAGGAGGGGCGGGCCGGCCGUGGGGAUGCUGAAGAGGAGCCCUGCGCUGUCGCCCACAUCAGAGGAGGAGGAUGAGUUCAUGGCCCAGCAUGCAUCACAGGACACAAACAGCAGCAGUGUGAGUGGGGAGCAGUGUCAGGAGCCGGAGCCGCAGUCCUGCACUGUGGAGGAGGCCUGCCUCUCGCUGGAGACCACCCGGGCACCCUCGCUGUCUGCUCUGGACAGCAGCAGCUCCUUCAGCAGCCUGGAGGAAGAUGACGAUGACGAAGGAGAGUGGGCAGGGCUCGGCGGCGGCGGUGGUCGCCCUGGCCGUGUCCCGGCGUCCUCAACCUCUUCGGCGUCCUCGACCUCGUCGCACUCCCAGCGGCCGUCGCUGAAGCGCAUGAGCGCGGCGUUCGUGUGUCUGUUUGCGCCGGAGCGCCGCGUGGCGCGGCUGAUCCUGCAGCUGUCGCGGGACCCGCGCUCGGCCUUCGGCGCCCUCGUGCAGGACUUCCUGUGCACCAAGCGCCAGGAGCUCAACGCCCUGCAGGGGGCGACAGAGAGCAGUGGUGGUGGCAGGGAUGCCGCCUCGGAGGUGCUCCAGGGACUGCGGAAGUUCCUCACCCAGGCCAAGGGCUUCCUGCUGGGCUCAGGCGAGCUGGAGCCCCCCAUCGAGACGCUGGUGCCGGAGAAUGAGAAAGACCUGGCUCUGGAGAAGGCCAUGUUCGGCUGUGUGCUGAAGCCCCUGCGGGUGGUGCUAGAGAGAGCCCUGCAGGCCUGGGCGGCGCGUGACGGCUCGCUGGCGCGCCUCACCGAGGGCAUGCAGGCCUGCCAGAAGGGGUGCCCGAAGCAGCGGCUGGGCGUGGCAGAGGGCAUGGGGCUCCUGGACGCCAGUGGCAUAUCGCGGGCUCGGAGGAAGCUGACGCUCAUGGCCCGGACGCACUCGCCCAUCGACAAGGUGCUCCUGCUGCUCCAGGUGUGCAAGAGGGUGUACCAGAGUCUGGACACACAGCCAGAACAGGAAGUGACAUCAGAGCACUUCCUGCCUGCUCUGGCAUAUGUCCUGGUAUGCUGCAAUAUGCCUCUGUUGCUGCUGGAAGUGCAGUAUAUGAUGGAACUGCUAGAGCCAUCAUGGUUGACUGGAGAGGGUGGAUAUUACUUGACGAGUGCCUACGCCAGCCUAUGCCUGAUUCAAAGCCGCCCACAAGCUCCGCCCACAGGCGGGAUGACCAGUGAGGCCCAGGAGAAGCUGAGGGAGUGGAGCCGGCGGCGUGGACAGGAGAAUAUCACACAUGCCCCAUCAAACCAGAACCAGAGGCUUGUCCGCGUGCUCUACCAGGAGGGAGGCCAGAGCGUGGUGCGCACCCUGCAGUGGGUGGACGGCGAGCCCGCCUCCUCACUGGCCCUCAGCUGCGCCACGGCCUUCGCCGUCGGCCAGCCGCACUGCUACGGCCUCUUCUGCCGGGCCGCCGGUGGCGAGAUGAAGCCCCUCCCACCACACGCACUCAUCCACGAGGCGCACGCCCACUCCAUCGGGUCUCUGCCCUCGCUGUCGUACCUGCGCGUGGAUCACGACACCGGCAAGGUUCGCCGGCUUACCAGAGGGGGCGCUGUGGAUUUGGGAGGCUCGGUGUGCGAGGAGUAAGAUGGAGCAGAAUAACACCAACCAGGAAGUGGGGAGUAAAAACUAAAGGAAAUGUCCUCGGCAACCAUUUUAUUUUCCUGUCAGCUUAAAAGUCCCUCUCUGGACUCACUCCUGUUGGAUGCUAAGUGUUUCUCCUUCUCGUGGCAUCAGUAUAUGAACUUAAAGUUGGAGACUUGAAAUGACUACUCUAAUGACCGAGAUUGCAGAUCAUUAUUAGCAUGGCCACCUCCAUACACUUGGACCCCCUUGGACUGUGACGGGACCUGGUGUUUCUUUGAUGUUCCUGAGGAUGCCUCCGAAGAUUAUUGAGUGCAAGGCUCUUGUUUUAAGGGAUUAGUUUCCAGAAGUUCAAGCAAUUCACCUGGCAAUAGACAGAGCAAUAUAGUUUUCCAGGUUUGUGGGCGCCAACUCUCAGUCUUUUGGUGCACCAUGACUAUUUUAUAAUUGAAGGCCCUGAAAGAUCUGUGAUUCUUCAUGCCAAGACGGUGCUGAACAAUGACAACCCUGCUAUAGAUAGAUAGAAAACACAGAGACAUCGCUAAUCUCUAACUGGCCCUAUUUUUGCUGUUUAGAUUGUUGGGGCUAAAUAUCAACUACCAAAGUGUUUAGUUUCUUGUUUGUGUUAUUUUCUCUCUCUUAUGGAGUCUCCACUUUAGGCUUACAGUAAGAGGCACAUACGAGAAGCUAUUUUAAGAUGAAUGGUUUGAUUUCUAUUGAUGGAAGGAAAGAAUGUUUUUCAAAGCAAUCUGAAACAUCAGGAGCUGGGAAAUAGCAGCUUGUGGGCGUAUGAAGACAGAUCUAUUUACACAAUAAUAGCAGACAAACAGAACACAUUUACUGUACAAAUAUAACAGCGCAAAAUUCAGUGUUUUGAAAAAGCCUGUUGCUUUUUUUCAGACCCAUUCACUGGUCUGGUGUUUCCUUCUGCAAACAAUAAAAACACAUAAGCAUUUAUAUAACAAAAAGGAAGUGUACAAAUCACAUCUAAAUUAUUUUUCCCCCUUUCUCUUUGUGCCUCUCACUCUACCAAUAUCUUUCUCUUCCUUCUGUCUUAUAUUCUCUUGAAGUUUCCUUUCGAUCUAUACAAAUACAAAAAUAACAUUCCAUGUAAAAAAAAUGUUGUUUUCUUUGUAACAGACAAUCUGAUUGGAUGGUUUCAGUGAGUCCAGCUCAUGCGAGGCUUCGCUUCAUUCGCUGAAUGUGAAAGUAACACCUUACGGUGGUCCAAUGAAUGCACAGCUCUCAGUCAGGGUGACUGCCUGCUUUGCUGCCUGUUCUGGGUCUACAGUGCCAACUGACUGUUUGACUGUGUGUAUGUGUGUGUUGGGAAGGUUGGGUUGUGAGUGUAUAUUAAUUUAUUUCAAUAUAUCUUUCAAUUUUAAUAUAAUUACUGACAAUUAUUGAAGUAUGAAUUGUAUUCAUUAUUAUGAUGACCAGUUGAAUGUGGGGAAGGGGGGCUUCAAGAUAUUUUCUUUGGAUGACAGAUAUUUCUGUGGCUGUUGAAUUUUGACAUGUGAACUUUCUGCAUGCUGUGCAGUAAUAAUAUGAGAAUGUGUGUUGUGCAUGUGUUUGUGUAUAUGUGUAUGUCUAUUCAGUAUGUAUUGUAUGUGUGUUAUGAAUAUUGGUUUAUUUUCUGCUGAAUGUGGUGACGUAAUCCACACAAGUUGUUUUUUUUUUUUUUUUUUUGUUACUGUUGGUAUUGAUUUCUUCUAAACGUUGUAUCCUAGUAGUAUCUCAGUAGUAUUGUUCAGUAUCAAACAUCAUUAAAACAAAUGAUA